AUGGAUUUUGACGAAAACACGUAUGGAGCUAUUUGGCACGCCAUCCAAGCAAGUCAGCUAGAGUCCAUCUCCAUCGAUAGAUCAUAUGUCGAACUCGAAGAGCUCGAACGUUUUCUAUACGGCCACAGCGAUUUUCUGAAAGACCUGAAGCUUCAUCAACUCUGCACAUAUGUCUUUGACCACCACACGACUGUCGAUUUCCUUUGCUUCUUGAGGGAUCAACUCAAUCUCAAACAUCUGGCCAUUGAUGAGAUUGUGGUGGAGGACGAGAUUUCAAUGACAAAGAUUGUCUUGCCCAAGCUCGAGAGGAUGGUGUGCGAUGGAGAGAAACAGAUCAUAGAGGACGUGGACAAGCUGAUUCAAGAAGUCAACGAAGUACUUCGGGACGAUUGA
Molecule: messenger RNA, 393 nt
Organism: Aureobasidium melanogenum CBS 110374
Lineage: Eukaryota; Fungi; Ascomycota; Dothideomycetes; Dothideales; Saccotheciaceae
Exons: 1
Coding region: 1-393 (130 amino acids)
Source: RefSeq, a predicted model, not a curated record